Solea senegalensis (Senegalese sole) is the source of this 3403-nucleotide messenger RNA. It is a transcript of the gene sppl2b, whose product is annotated as signal peptide peptidase-like 2. Gene Ontology annotation, molecular function: aspartic endopeptidase activity, intramembrane cleaving. The transcript is spliced from 15 exons. NCBI's taxonomy places the organism in Eukaryota, Metazoa, Chordata, Actinopteri, Pleuronectiformes, Soleidae. Bases 73 to 1752 code for a protein of 559 amino acids. Gene Ontology annotation, cellular component: lysosomal membrane; Golgi-associated vesicle membrane; lumenal side of endoplasmic reticulum membrane. The record is from RefSeq and is a predicted model, not a curated record. Gene Ontology annotation, biological process: membrane protein proteolysis.
UAGUAAGUGGACUGGAGCAGGGCCGUUUUGUCGGUGGUUGAUGGGGGAAACAACAACGAGCCAUUUGGCAUCAUGAGGCUCCGUGAAACACUGUUGUGGGCCGUCCUUUUUGUCCAAAAGGUGGUGGCAGAGUAUGGUAUGGCCCAUUUCAGUGAUAAGGUGAACAGCAAAGGGAAGGAUUACUGCAUAUUCUUCAACUCUCAGUGGGCACGUCUACCUCAGGACCUCAACAAGGCAUCACGCCUGCAGAUCUAUGACCUGACAACAUCAGUCCUGUGCUCGGCCUCUGAGGUCCCAGAGGGCGGCUUCCCAAAUCACAUCCCCAUGGUGAUGCGUGGCAACUGCACUUUUUACGAAAAGGUUCGCCUGGCCCAGAUUAACGGCGCCAAGGGCCUACUCAUCGUCAGCAAGGACAGACUGACACCACCAGCAGGAAACAAGUCUCAGUAUGAGGAGAUUGACAUUCCCGUAGCGUUGCUCAGCUACUCUGAUAUGCUGGACAUAGGGAAGACUUUUGGUAAAGGGAGACUUGUUGCCAUGUAUGCACCCAAUGAACCCGUGCUGGAUUACAAUAUGGUCAUCAUCUUCUUGAUGGCUGUGGGAACGGUCGCAGUUGGAGGCUACUGGGCAGGCAGCAGAGACACCAAGAAACGCUACAUGAAGCACAAGCGGGACGAUGGCGCAGAGAAGCAGGAUGAGGAGACGGUCGACGUCACCCCUAUCAUGAUCUGUGUGUUUGUGGUCAUGUGCUGCAGCAUGCUGGUGCUCCUCUACUUUUUCUACGACCACCUAGCCAUUUGGGUGAUUGCAAUCUUCUGCGUGGCCUCGUCUGUCGGCCUCUACAGCUGUCUGUGGCCUUUUGUCAGGAGAAUACCAUUCUGCAAGUGCAGGAUCCCAGAGAACAACCUGCCGUACUUACACAAGCGGCCGCAGGUCUGCACGUUGCUGCUGUCGGCUCUGUGCAUCAGCAUCAGCGUCACUUGGAUGGUGUUUCGCAAUGAAGACCAGUGGGCGUGGGUGCUGCAGGACGCCCUGGGCAUCGCCUUCUGUCUCUACAUGCUCAAAACAGUCAGACUGCCAACAUUUAAGGCUUGCUCUUUACUACUGUCAGUCCUUUUUGUCUAUGACGUGUUCUUUGUAUUUAUUACGCCCUUAUUUACAAAGAGUGGGGAAAGUAUAAUGGUGGAGGUCGCGGCUGGUCCCUCGGACUCCUCCACGCAUGAAAAGCUCCCCAUGGUGCUCAAGGUGCCACGGUUAAACUUCUCUCCACUGGCUCUCUGUGACCGGCCCUUCUCCCUCCUGGGCUUUGGUGAUAUCCUCGUACCAGGUCUGCUGGUGGUUUACUGUCACAGGUUUGACAUUUUAACACAAUCCUCCAGGAUCUACUUUGUGGCCUGUACAAUCGCUUACGGCAUCGGCCUGCUGAUCACCUUCGUAGCCCUCGCCGUGAUGCAGAUGGGUCAGCCGGCCUUGCUCUACCUGGUGCCUUGCACUCUGCUCACCAGCCUGGCCGUAGCACUGUGGCGCAGGGAGUUUCACCAGUUCUGGACUGGAAGUGGAUUUGUGCCUGCCAUAGCGCUCGCACCGAUCAACUGUACACAAACUGCGGUGCCACAGAGAGAAGGGCCGUCGAUGAAAGCGGAGCCACAAACUGAACCCAUCGCUCCGAGUGAAGAAGAAGACGAAGACCUGUGCCAGCGGCCGCCUCAGGGAAUGCCACCAGCUGAGAAACCCGGCGACAUGUGCAACUGACAGCGCUUUUCAUUUUCACUUCAUAGUUUUUUUUUGGUUAUUUUUUUAUUUUUUCCUACAUUUCGUCUUAGUCAACGGACAUUUUAAAGAUGGACGUUAAUUUGCACUUGUUGUGAAGGGACGAGCAGAGGAGAUCUGUGUUUUACUGCUUUGCAGUUGGACUGGACACUAAUUUGAGGCAUUAAACAAACCUGGCAAACACAACGGAGUAUAAAAAAAAAAACCCUCUGUUGUGACAUGUGCACAGUUUGUACCAAGUACAUUUACUACAUAAGUACAGUUGUGUUGUACUCGACUUUACAACUUUAAUGUUCCCAAUUUUAUUCAACUUAUUUCAGGGGCACAAAUCGUUAUUUGGACGACACUACAUUUAUUCAGCAGCUGUAGUUCAAUGGAGAAAUCACAGCUUAAAUGAAUCUGGCAAGUCUUUGCCACUAGGUUUGGAUGCACUGGAUUAAAAACAAAUAAAGUGAGAACUAGAACUGCAGUGAUUUAACUCAUUUACAGAAAUAACCAGCAACAUUUUUAUGAUUCAGUUUUGACCAGACCAAGGCAACCGCAACACUGCACUAGAAACGUGCAAACAGUCAAAAAGAAGAAAAGAAAUUCCACUGUUCAAAGCAGUUUUGACGGGAUAAAACACUACUUGUCUCCAUCCACUCCUGUGCUGCUGCUGCAUACACACAAACGUUCCCUCUCGUCAGGUCUGAUGGUGUGGUUUGGUGGAUUUUGCGUCAUACAAAUGUUACAUCUCUGUUCAUACACACACCAAACGGGCAGAAUGAAGUCACACAAAAGUUACGCACUGCAACUUAGAAAAUAAAGGUCCUUAUUCCUUAAUCUGUUUCAUAACGCGCAGCAUAAUCUCCUCCAGUGUCAGAAUAUUAAAUACAGCAGUGAUGACAAUGUGAUGCUAUCGUGGAUGUUUGACUGAGCCAAAGUUAUGAUGAUAUAUUUUUCAAACUGGAAUUGUGUUGAUAUUUUUGUCAUCUUUAUAUAGUUUUUUUCUUUUUUUGCAUGCUAUGAUUUUUGACUUGACAUUGUAAAGCAAGUGUAUAAUCUAUAAUACAGGAUUUUUAUGCCAUCACUUCUUGUAGUUAUUACUCAUGUCAUCUUAAUAGCGGAUGUCGGCCUUAUGGCGCCCCCGUGUGGAGAGAUUCGGUAGAAUGUGUUGUGUGUUUAAAGUGGCUUUAUGACAAACCUGAGUGCUGUAUUCAAAACGAUGAAGUGCUACAGUUUAACUGUGUUAACCGAGGAGUGAGUGACAUGUAACGUCGUGUUACCAGUGUUCAUAGAUUACUUUAAUUAAAUGAAGCAUUUGACAAUAUUUUUAGUAAAUUUGAGCGCUGGCAGAGUUGGAAUGUGUCUGUAUAUAAUGUAAAAAAAAAAAAACAAGGUCUCAGUACACUCACGUCACUCUUUACAUCUGUGUAGACAAAUGUUGGAUUCUUCUUUUUCAGAUCUGAGGGAGUACAAAGGUUAGUACACCUUGGUCAGUGUAGUUGUUUGGAUGUCACUGAUUCAAAAGCAGUGUUUUUUUCCCAGGACAUGAGAUUACCCGUUUACCGUUUAUAUUUUGUUGUCACACCAAUUGGUUUUUAAUGCCUCAGUUGAGGAAUACAUAUAAUAAACAAACAAACCUUGUAUUUGA